Arabidopsis arenosa is the source of this 1224-nucleotide messenger RNA. The record is from the annotation of a GenBank genome assembly. NCBI's taxonomy places the organism in Eukaryota, Viridiplantae, Streptophyta, Magnoliopsida, Brassicales, Brassicaceae.
ACUUUUAUGUUCUGCCUUCUCUUCAUAGGAACUAAAGUGAAUUGAGUCAGAGAAAAAGAGAGAGAUAGAGGGAGAAGGUAACAUGGAUGCUUGUUUUCUUACCUCAAGAUCAAUCUCUGGUGUUAAAGAGCUUGCCCCGUUCAUUAAAGCAAGAAUCUUUACUUGCCCCAAGAGAAAUUCUGGCCAAUUUAUCACCAGGAAGGUUGCUUCUCCGAUCUCUGUAAAUUGUUCUCUUUCGGAUUCAUGGAAGCCACUGGAUGAUGAUUCUGAUCUUUUCAAGGAUUGUGUCAACAAUUCUACAGCAGAUGCUGAUUGGAGGGAAUUCAGGGCAAGGCUUGUUGUAGGGGAACAAGCUGCAACGUCCGAGAAGGAUCAGCCCUCUUGGUCUAACCCUGACAUGGUGGUGGACUAUCAGCCAUCAUCGUCCUCACUGAUCACAAUUGGAAACAGAUGGGCACACAAGAUCCAUGAGCCAGAGACAGGAUGCCUUCUAAUCGCCACAGAGAAGCUAGAUGGUGUCCACAUCUUCGAAAAGACGGUGAUCCUCCUCCUUUCUGUUGGACCCUCAGGUCCUAUAGGAGUCAUCCUCAACCGUCCAUCGCUGAUGUCGAUUAAGGAGACCAAGUCAACGAUAUUAGACAUGGCAGGAACGUUUUCAGACAAAAGACUCUUCUUUGGUGGACCUUUGGAAGAAGGCUUGUUCUUGGUGAGUCCAAGAUGCGGUGGAGGCAACGAGGUUGGUAAGAGCGGAGUGUUCAGGCAAGUGAUGAAGGGGUUGUACUAUGGAACAAGAGAGAGUGUAGGAUUGGCUGCAGAAAUGGUGAAGAGGAAUUUGGUUGGAAGAAGUGAGUUUAGAUUCUUUGAUGGGUAUUGUGGUUGGGAAAAAGAGCAGUUGAAAGCAGAGAUCUUGGGAGGUUAUUGGACUGUUGCUGCUUGUAGCUCCACUGUUGUUGAGCUUGGUUCAGCUGUCCAAAGUCAUGGUCUUUGGGAUGAGGUUCUUGGGCUUAUUGGGCCUCAAACGGGCUCUGUUAUCUAAAGUCUUGAUUUUGUAAUGCUUUUCACUAAUGGUUUAUGGUAUAACUAUAUUGUGUAUGUUUUCGAUGUAUGUAUUCAAAAUCCGUCACUAAUUUAUUUGUUUGUUUCUCGUUUAGUAGCCUGUAUAUUUUGACUAUUAUUAUUCGUAAACCAUUAUUACUACAAAACAAAGAAAAACUUGAACUAAAU